AUGUCGUCAACACUUCGACUUUGCCUUCAUUCAUCGAUUGUUAAGCGGAUAACUCCUUCGUUUGCAUCGUCACGUUGGAAUUCAACAAAGGCAUCAAGUGAAGUAGCACCCAAAAAAAUAACUACACAUUAUACAAUCUAUCCAAGAGAUAAAGAUGAACGAUGGAAAGAUGUUAAUAUGGAACGUUAUGCAGAAGAAUAUGAUGUAGCAAUUGUUGGUGGUGGACCAGAUAUCCUUUUUUUCAAAUGCAUAUAUAUAUAUACAGCUGUACCAGGUCUUUCAGCUGCAAUUAGAUUACGACAAUUGGCUAAGGAACAAAAUAAAGAAAUACGAGUGUGUCUUGUUGAAAAAGGUUCAACUAUUGGUGCUCAUACAUUAUCUGGUGCUUGUAUUGAAUCACGUGCACUUGAUGAAUUGAUACCUGAUUGGAAAGAAAAAGGUGCUCCAUUGGAUACUUCAGUAACUAAAGAUCGUUUUUAUUAUCUUACUAAAACUUCAGCAAUCCCUAUUCCGGUUAUCAAAGGACUUCCAAUGUAUAAUCAUGGUAAUUAUCUUGUUCGUUUGGGUAAAGUAACUGCUUGGCUUGGUGAACAAGCUGAAGCAGCCGGUGUUGAAAUGUAUCCGGCAACCGCAGCUAGCGAGAUUUUAUAUCAUGAAGAUGGUAGUGUUAAAGGUGUAGCAACAAAUGAUGUUGGUAUUGCAAAAGAUGGUUCACCUAAAGACUCAUUUGCACGUGGUAUGGAAUUACAUGCAAAAUGCACUAUUUUUGCUGAAGGUUGUCAUGGUCAUUUGGCAAAACAACUUUUUAAAAAAUUUGAUUUAAGAAAAAAUUGUGCACCACAAACUUAUGGAAUUGGUUUAAAAGAAAUAUGGGAAGUUGAUAAAAGUAAACAUGAACCAGGUCUUAUUAUACAUACAGCUGGUUGGCCAAUGGAUACCCAUACAUACGGUGGUUCAUUUAUGUAUCAUAUAUUAGACAAUGGUCAACCAUUAGUUCAAGUUGGUUAUGUUGUUGCUCUCGAUUAUGAAAAUCCAUAUUUAAAUCCAUAUCAAGAAUUUCAACGUUUUAAAAAUCAUCCAAAAAUUCGACCAGUAUUUGAAAAUGGCAAACGUAUUGCUUAUGGCGCUCGUGCAUUAAAUGAAGGAGGUUAUCAGGCUAUACCACAACUUUCAUUCCCUGGUGGUUGUUUAGUUGGAUGUAGUCCAGGAUUUUUGAAUGUUCCUAAAAUAAAAGGCACACAUACAGCAAUGAAAUCUGCUAUGAUUGCUGCUGAAACAGUUUUUGAUUUAUUGAAAAAAUCAACUGAUGACAAUAAAUCAAAAGGUUUAGAACCAAGUGAUUAUGAUAAUCGUAUUAAAAAUAGUUGGAUAUGGAAAGAAUUAUAUUCUGUACGUAAUUUUCGUCCAGCAUUUCAUACAUCAUUAGGAGUAUUUGGUGGAAUUAUUUAUUCAGCAUUACAUUUUGUAUUUCGUGGUAAAGAACCAUUUACUCUUUCACAUGGAAAACCUGAUCAUGCUUGUCUAAAAGAAGCAAAAGAUUGUAAACCAAUUGAAUAUCCUAAACCUGAUAAUGUAGUAACAUUUGAUCUUUUAUCAAGUGUUUCAUUAACAAAUACAAAUCAUGAUAGUGAUGAACCACCACAUUUAACACUUAAAGAUGAUAGUAUACCAACAAAAGUUAAUUUACCUGUAUACGAUGGACCAGAGCAACGUUAUUGUCCCGCAGGUGUUUAUGAAUAUGUGGAAAAUGAUUCCGGUGAUCGACAAUUACAAAUUAAUGCUCAAAAUUGUAUCCAUUGCAAAACAUGUGAUAUAAAAGAUCCGAAACAAAAUAUUAACUGGGUUACACCACAAGGUGGAGAAGGUCCAGCUUAUAAUGGAAUGUGA
Adineta steineri is the source of this 1887-nucleotide messenger RNA. The record is from the annotation of a GenBank genome assembly. NCBI's taxonomy places the organism in Eukaryota, Metazoa, Rotifera, Eurotatoria, Adinetida, Adinetidae.